Rana temporaria (common frog) is the source of this 2652-nucleotide messenger RNA. RefSeq lists its product as uncharacterized. The record is from RefSeq and is a predicted model, not a curated record. Bases 95 to 2059 code for a protein of 654 amino acids. Lineage: Eukaryota; Metazoa; Chordata; Amphibia; Anura; Ranidae. The transcript has 8 exons.
UUUCCAUUUCCUUUCAAAAGUGAAAUUGAAAGCAAGUUCGAUCAUUUCUCUCCAUGAAGUCGGAACACUCGGGGUGUGGGUUCGGUCGACUGAAAUGGGCCUCAGUAGAGAUAUCCCAACAAGAUGUGUCCCGGGGGGAAAGUCUCUAGUAUGGAAUGCAACGAUAGUUCUAAUUCUAAUCAGCUUUGCCUUCCUGUGCCAUUCUCAAACAGCAUUAAAGAUCAUGGAUAGUCCGUCACCUGUUGAAGCGAUCCUGGGACAGAAUGUGACAAUUCCUUGUGUUCUUACUGACAGAGAUCAACCACAGAGGGAUCUGGAUCUGAAUCUGUCUACGGAUUCCGUGCGCUGGGAUAUGAGGCCAUUGAAUGGAAGUGAACAUAAAGUAUAUCUGUUUACAAAUGGCCGCCAUGCACCUUACAGACAAAACUCUAAUGUUGAAGGGACAGGAUUUAAAAGAGGAAAUGCCAGUCUCACCCUGUACAAUGUUCAGCAAAGCGAUGAAGGGAAGUACGUCUGUAAUGUGUUUGUUGCCGGGAACAAGCUCAUAGCAACUCGCAAUGUGGAGGUGUCAGCAAGACCAAUUGUCAAAUUGUCUUCUUACGAAAUCACGAUUGCACCUGGCAAUGAGCAAUCUGUUACAUGUUACGUACGUAAUUUCUAUCCCAAAUCUGUGGAUAUUCGUUGGGAGAAGCGCAGUCACUCCUCUGAAAGGUUCCCCUUGGAUAAAGAAACUUGUACUAGUGUGCCAACACAGGCUGAAGAUGGGACAUUUAAUGUGACCAGCCUGAUGUCUGUGAAGCCAUCGAGCGUAGAGGAAGAUAGAGACCAAUAUUUCUGCAUUGUCACUCACAGAUCCUUUAAGAGUGACCACUUUGUGAGUUUUACUGUUACAGUGAAAGAUACACCUACAAUCGGCUAUCUUCUUGCAAUAAUAAUAAUAAUAAGUAUGGCCAUUGGAAUUUUAGCCAUAGCACUAUUUGCGUAUUAUAAGAAAUUGCGACCGGAGAUUUCGGACAUUGCUGGAAUAGAUGAUUUGUUUCAUGGGCAGAGCUCCAAUCUGUCCUGGAUGGUUUCAGGGUUCAAACCAAGAGACAUUGAGAUCCGUGCUUACCUGGAGAGAGGUGAUCAACGGCAAGAAAUUUGUUCUUGGACAUAUCCACGACCAAAAGUUCAGAAUUAUGGUGUUGUAUAUAACGUGGAGACAGAAAAUGGAAUCAUACUCCUUGAGCAGGAAAAUGAAAAUAAAACUUUUAAUCCAAAGAGGUCAGGCUUAUCCUAUAGUUGCUUUUGUUCUACAAGUAUAACCCCGGACAAAAUGAAAGAUAAAGAGGCCGAACUCAUCAUAGAAGUAAAACACGCGGCUCUGAAAAGACUUCUCACUAAACGGCAGAAACUGAACAUCAAAGGAGAUUAUUUCACAGCUCACAUUACGGCCCCCCAAUGGCUAAAACCCGGGGCAGAGGUGACUCUGACUUGUGAUAUCAAGAAAUGUGAUCCCGACCCUUUAUUCAUUAUUUGGCGGAAAGGGGAAAAAGAUAUAUGUAGAGAUGGGACGAUAGAAGACCCAAGAUAUAAACAUACAGAAAAGAGAGAUGUACCAAAUGAAGGAAAUGUGCUCAUGUCAUCCAGCUCUUUGACGUUCACCGUGAUGGUUAAAGAGGAUCACGGUGUGACGUACACUUGUAUGGUCAUCUAUUCUGCAAUAGGAAAAGUUUUGAAGCCUAGCCUGGAGGCAUUCGUUGCGGCUCAGCCUGUUGUGGAACCGAUUGCCUCCAAACAUGUCGGUCAGCAGAUGGAGCUUUCCUGCAGAGUCCACUCCUUCUACCCCCAAACUAUAAAGAUUAAAUGGUUUAAGGAGGAAGUCGCAUUAACUACAACGGACUCUGAAUUAGAUACUGAUGAAGAUGGUCUGUACAGCACUACAUCCAUUUUGAUGUACGUCCCGGAGAUGGAGGACAUUGGGAAAACCUUCAGAUGUCAAGUUGGCCACCAGAGUCUCCCAAAGGCAGAAACCCGUGAAUUGAAAUUUGAAGAGGACUAUAGAAACGAAUGCCAUUAAAAUCUGAAAGUAGGAAACAAUGAAGAGUAUCUCAAACUGUUUUGCUUUUCAAUGAAAGACGACAGCACCUGAAAAAUCUCCUUGGAGGACGGUGACCAACAAUCGAUGAACAUAAUAAAGAAUCUGCAAUUGCACAAAAAUGGAGGAAAAAGUUUACACACUAAUCUGGGUCACAGUCUAUACAUCUGAGGAAUACUAUGGAUUCCAAGUUGGAUUUUAAAAAAGAACUUCCUAAAUUUUUAUAAAAAAAAAAGUAUUAGCUGGAUUUCCAAUCCUGUUUAAAGCCAGCCAUGGAUGAUGCGAUUUACAUUUUUUCUGCAAUCACUGUCUAUGUUGAUGGGGGAAUCCCUCCCAUGGAGGGGGCAGAGAGUUGUCCCUGCUGGGAGAACACAGUGAAUAAUACACAAUAAUCGCAUGUAAAAAUCUGGCAUGCUAGUUAUACCCAAGUCUAUGGAUGGAUCGACUUGGGUGCAAUCGGCCUGCCCAUAGAUGGAUUGGAUCGCAGCCCAGCUGAUCCAUUGGCCAGCUUAAAGCCUUGUACACACGAUCACAUUUCCAUCGGACAAAUCCUAGGACUUUUGUCCAAAGGGCGU